AUGGCAACUUGUUCUAUUCCUGCAAAGGAAGUAGAAUGUGAGAGAAUAAUGAAGCCAAAUUGGCUUCAACUUCCGGCAGACAUCAUGUCAAACAUACUCCAGAGGCUUGGCACCACAGAAAUUGUGACAAGUGCAUGCCAUGUUUGUCCUCUGUGGUGGAAAAUAUGCAAAGAUCCUCUCAUGUGGCGCACCAUUCACAUAACCAAUCCUAGCAAUUCACCCUACUCUCAUGAGGAUUUGGAAAAGAUUUGUCGUUUUGCUGUUAAACGAAGUUGUGGUCAUCUAGAAGACAUUGAUAUUGAAUAUUUUGGCACCGAUGAUCUCCUUGAAUGCAUUGCUGACAAUGCUAACAUAAGAUGCUUGAGGCUUGCAAGGUGUCAGAAUAUUUCAAAUAAAGCAUUCAGUGAAGUUGUGAGGAAACUGCCACUGAUAGAAAAGCUGGAUAUUUCACACUACAACCUAUUGAAUAAUACUCUUGAAGUUAUUGGCCGUUCUUGCCCACUUUUGAAAUCGUUCAAAUUUGCAAGUAUUUUUAAAUACAUUGAGUGUUCUUAUGACGAUGUUGCUUUUGUUAUUGCUCGAACCAUUCAGGGAUUACAUCAACUUGAUAUUGCAGGAAAUUUACUCACUAAAAUUGGAUUGCUUGCAAUUUUAGAUUCAUGUCCUCUACUUGAAUCUCUUGAACUUGGAUGGUGCCUUAAUCUUGAUUUCACAGGCAAUUUGCGGAAAAGAUGCCUUGAGCAGAUCAAAUCGGUUUGAAUACUUCUCUUUUGAUGAUAAUGAUUUUGUUGAUUUUGGUUUUGAUUUUGAAUUUUGAUGAUAAAGAUAUGUGCAAUGAUGAAAAAUUGGGCCAUUUUUUAUCAUCAAUUUGUUUCCAUGUUCAAGGCCAAGUCUAGUAGGUUUUCAUAAGAAUUGUUGUCAAGGCAUUCGACCGUCCUUGUUUGGUUAAUGAAUUUGAUUUUGG
Molecule: messenger RNA, 964 nt
Organism: Vicia villosa (hairy vetch)
Lineage: Eukaryota; Viridiplantae; Streptophyta; Magnoliopsida; Fabales; Fabaceae
Product: putative F-box/LRR-repeat protein 23
Exons: 2
Coding region: 1-759 (252 amino acids)
Molecular function (GO): protein binding
Source: RefSeq, a predicted model, not a curated record